Messenger RNA from Hyalella azteca, 372 nucleotides. RefSeq lists its product as uncharacterized. The record is from RefSeq and is a predicted model, not a curated record. The annotation marks the transcript as partial. Gene Ontology annotation, molecular function: calcium ion binding. Gene Ontology annotation, cellular component: membrane. The transcript has 3 exons. Gene Ontology annotation, biological process: homophilic cell-cell adhesion. NCBI's taxonomy places the organism in Eukaryota, Metazoa, Arthropoda, Malacostraca, Amphipoda, Hyalellidae.
GGAGUGAAAGUGGAAGGUUCAGAUAUCACUGCUGCUGACGACGAUCAGGAGGGCACUGCAGCGUCGGCGAUCCUAUAUGAGGUCACUGAUUUUGUGGCCUUUGGAUCUGGAGAACCGGUGAUUCCGAUACCUUUUGAGGCUGUGAACUACAAUGAAUCUAAUAAAUGGUCUUGUUUCUUGACCACGACCAGCGAUCUCACGCACAUGGCAGGCUACUAUAACUUAACGAUCAAUGCAACGGACCAGACAGAUCCAUACAAUUCAGCACAACUAAUUGUUAGCAUGCAAAUCACCGACGCCAACGACUACGAGCCCAUCAUCAACAUCGAAGGAUGUUUAGCUGAUAAUGAUCAGCAAGUUAACAUCUCAGAG